ACAUUUGCAGCUUUUUGUCAAAACAUGGUCACAUGGUUUGAGUUUGGCGGGUUUGGUACGAACCGCCUACUGCAUGUUAUCUUUAUAAAAUAAAAACGGUUGAUAAAAAAUAAAGAAGAAAACAUUUCUCCUUCACCUACGCACCACAAAUUACCACUUCUAUGCCUGGGAUAUCCGAAAUGGCUGCCUCAGACCCAACCAUCCCUCCAUGUUACGUUCUUGUGCGGAAACUGACCAUGGAAGAAAUCACCCGCAUGACCCUUAGCCCCCUUUUCAUAUCACGUAAAUGUAAAUCCUGUCGCAAGUUUGCAUAUAACGGCCUUGAGUGCUCCAAAUGUUCAGUUUCUUACCACUAUGAGUGUGCACUGAUGCGCCGUGAAUGCUGCGGGGUGCGUCUCCAGAUCGAGACCUCCGAUCAACUGUGCUCUAAAUGUAAAGUCUGUGUUUAUCUCGGCCCCCAAUGUUCCUUCUGCCACAGAAAGUACCACAGUUCUUGUAUUACUCCAUACGAGCAGUGCUGCGGCUUCAAUUUGUCUGAGCGCCCGGCGCAAAAACCGUGUGGGAAGUGCAAACAGGGGGUGUCCUUUGGGCCCCGAUGCCCGCUUUGUGCCAAAGUCUAUCAUUCCGAAUGUGUUGAGAAUGAGAAGCUUGUUUGUUGCAAUGUUAAGGUGCUCAAAGACGAAAACGUUAAUUCUCGCUGUUACAAAUGUCAGAAAAGGGUGAUGCUUAGUACACCAAUGUGCCAAUUCUGUGGGAAUUUUUCCCAUAAAAAAUGUCUAAAAUUUAAAGGUUGUUGUGGGGACAGGAGACCCUCCCUGGAACUGUUCUUCGUUCCUUCUUUCAAGUUUAUGUUGUCGUAUUUUAAUCAAUUCGAUAAAAAGAAGGCACUAUUGACCAAUGCCGAAGUGAGAGUUAGGAAUCGCACACGUUCGUUAAGAAGCACCUCUCAAGACUCUGAAAGGGGACGAACGAGGAGCAUGGCUUGCCAGACCCCUCACCCUCUGGAUAACAUUGUGAUAACUAGCAUCAAGACUGCUGACGACGAUUCGGAUUCACCCCCAGUUUUGGAGAGAGAAAAUUACACACCGCCAACGGUGUCAUCUUCGUCAUCUAGAUUGGAAAAUGACGAUACUCUCAAAGACUUUUUUGAUUUUUUGUGUAAAACGAUUAAAAAGUUUCCGCCACAACUGCAAACACAAGUUAAGGUUGAUUUGUUUAAAAUCGUUUCUGAAGCUGAGCUCCGGCUGCAAAGGAUGUAAUUAAAUACCACCUGUUUUAAGUGAAGAAUUGUACGGUGUUACCACGUUUAGCCGAAUUUGUAUUUUUUAAUAAAUGAAUUUGUAAUAAAAA
This is a messenger RNA of Tribolium castaneum (red flour beetle), 1350 nucleotides long. RefSeq lists its product as hypothetical. The record is from RefSeq and is a predicted model, not a curated record. The coding region runs from base 162 to 1259 and encodes 365 amino acids. NCBI's taxonomy places the organism in Eukaryota, Metazoa, Arthropoda, Insecta, Coleoptera, Tenebrionidae. The transcript has 3 exons.